AAUGGUGGCAACCUGGAAUACGGCGAGGUGAGCUUUCUGGAAAAUGGUCAAUUAUUUCUUCUCCUCUAAGCGAGCUUCUAGACGAGCUUGAAGUGUUGGCAAUUGAGUCUUAAAAAAGUCGCCAGUCGCCACUCGCUAUUCUUUCGAAAAACUUUUCUAGACAAGAGUUUUCACAUCUGGGUCCAAAAACUGAGAAUUUUAUGCGAUUUUAUUGAAAAUUUGAUCGUUUCAAGCCUCAAGUGUUCCUUAAGGAUUCGGAACUUCCAAAAUUUCCCAACUCAUGCUUCACUGUCUAAAAGUGCCAUUUAGUUCUCUCUCUGCUCUAGCGCAAUUUAUUCCCGAGAAAUGAGCAAAAACGUGACGAAAAACAUGAAAUUUUGCCCCAAUCUUAGAGAGCGCACAUUCAGCUUGCAUAAAACAUUGAACUUGAAACUUGAUUUCAACAUUCUUUUAAGCGAGAACUAUUGGAAAUCGACCGGAGAAAUGGUACGAAUUUUUAAAAGAGGGCGAACUUUUUUCUUUCUUUACUGCUUUCGAUCUGCCGUGUGAAUGGAAGUGGAACUCAUGCAAAGAGAGCGAGCUUUUGAAAAAUUCCUAAAAAUAGUGAACAAUUUACGUUCAAUAAGGCAAAAUCCCGCAUUUAAAAUGUUGGGAAUUAAAUGUUGUUUAAAGAAUGCAACUUCCAUAAGCAAAAGAGUUUCGAAUCGACAUUUGAAACUACGAGACUAAAGGAAAACUACAGGAUUUCGGCCCACUGCACUCGCCAUAAACAUUCCAAAUUAAUCAUCCAGGUGCGGAGCUGCAAGAUAAGAUAAACCUUCCAAUAUAUCAAUUGCGCAAUGAUGGAUUGCACUAAGGAAAAUGACGGAAUUUUAUAUUAAUAGACGUGGAAAUGAUGACUCAAUGCAUGUGCCCUAAACGAUCCUUUUAGCCCUAAUCUCUGCCCAUCAGAACACCAGUAGAGCCAUUGCGGAGCGUUUUAGGCAGCAUAAUCUAAAAUGCUGCUGGGAGCUGUGGUGUUUUUGCUUGCUCUAUUGGGUGUUGAGGGCAAAAUACGCAUCCAACUGCCCACGUCCUCUCAGUGUUUACGCGAGGUUUUAGCCCAUGUGGGACCCACAAGAUCAAUUCAGAUCCUUUCAGGCGAUUACGCUGAUUUGAAGGGGCAAACCUUGAUUGGGGCCCCCAGCUUAGCUGAAGCUCCGCAAGUAUACUGGAUUGCUUCGCAAUCCAGUGAACAGCUCAAUGUCACCUUAAAAGCCCUAGUUGAGGCUCCUGAGUACAAAUCAGCUACGUUCGUUAUUGUCGCUGAUCCAACCACUGAGCAAAGUGCAGUGGACAUUCUCUGGAAGUUCCGAUUGCUGGAUUCUCUAGUAGUGAGCUCGCAAGGCAUCUUCACAGUGGCAUUGAUCAAAUGUGGGGCCACCGUAAGGGCAAAGAAAGUGGGCAGUUGCACCAGCCCCGACCUGCAGGAGUUCGACUUCAAGCAAGCCUUCCUGGGAUGCCCCUUAAAGGUCCUGUGGGUUCGCUAUCCGCCCUACAUGUACGAGCCCAAUCAAACGUCCGGCUGGAAGGGGAUUUUUGUGGAUUUCCUGGAAGCAGUGGGCCACGGUUUGCAACGUCCAAUCCAACUGGCUCCAAGCGAUGCCGACUAUCUAGACGAAGUCUACCAGGGCUACAGCUACGAUUCGGUGUUGCGAGACCUUCAGGAGGCCGAUUUGUUUAUCGGCACUGCCGACACCAGAACGGCCGAGCUUUUCUAUUUAUCGCCCAUUAUAGUGAGCGAUUACGUAACAAUGCUGGCGCCUAGAGCUUUGGUGGACUAUUGGAGCCACCUCAGACGAGCUCUGAGUCUCACGCUGCUGAUCCUGUUCGGGGCGAUGUUUUUCUCAAUGGCUGCGGUGCUGUUCGGAUUGAGCCAAUUGAGGGAUGGAGCGAGCCGAGUUGCUGAUAUAGUGAUGCUGCUCUAUGGGGUCUCGAUGGGUUUGAGCGGCCAUGCGAGGCUUUCGGACUAUUCGCCGCUGAGGCUUUUCCUGGGCCUUUUUCUGGUGGUGUUGAUGGUGCUCAGCUUUUACCUGCAAGCAACGCUGACCAGCGUGCUGUCAGGGCCCACUUACGAACCCUCAAUAUCCAGCAUAGAAGAACUGGUGGAGUCGGGGCUGCCCUUGAAGCUGACCGAACUGUUCAAGCUGGUCUUCGAGUUCGGAACCGGCUCCUACCAAAAGCCCCACAUGUCGGAGCUGGCCAAACGGAUUGAGGUUCUGGAUGAGCCGCUGCUGCUCAACGUUCUGGACGCGAUGAUUCGCGAUAGGAACUUUGCCACCUUGAUGAUCAAUGCUUUUAUGUUCAUGCGACCGAACUUGGAAGGAACCUUCGGUUCCUUCCCAGUGGGCAACAUCGAUCUGUGCUUCGCGAUGGGCAAAAACUCCUACGCUUCGCCACCACUGAACGCCUGGAUCGCGCGCGCUUUGGAAACCGGGUUCUUCGAAAAGUUUAAGCGACUGCACCACUUUGAGUUGGCGCUGAAGUGGAACGUUGAGGCUGCUGGCAGGACCUUUGUGGUCUCCUGGGGCCAGAUUGCGCCUGCCCUCAAAGUGCUGGGAUAUGGAUAUGGGAGCGCGUUUCUUGUCCUGGUGCUUGAGCUGUUGCUUGCCCAGCUUCAUUCGCGGCUAAAGUGAGGCUUUUGAGGGCGGGAAGAUGUCCAUAUACAUAUAUUUAACUUUGGCUGCUUCA
Molecule: messenger RNA, 2730 nt
Organism: Dendroctonus ponderosae (mountain pine beetle)
Lineage: Eukaryota; Metazoa; Arthropoda; Insecta; Coleoptera; Curculionidae
Exons: 5
Coding region: 999-2675 (558 amino acids)
Source: RefSeq, a predicted model, not a curated record